Messenger RNA from Pollicipes pollicipes, 2169 nucleotides. Its product is annotated as katanin-interacting protein-like. The record is from RefSeq and is a predicted model, not a curated record. NCBI's taxonomy places the organism in Eukaryota, Metazoa, Arthropoda, Thecostraca, Pollicipedomorpha, Pollicipedidae.
CUGACCCCUGGCAGCCGCCGCUCUUCGCGAGGAGACGAGGGCUUAGAGGCGGACCGGCCGCGGCGGGAGGGCUCCGCCAGGUUCGGACGGCGCGCGCUCGGAACGCCGAAGACCCCGGACAGCUCCCGCAACACGGGCACCGCCUCGUCAGACUCGUCCAGCGGCCGACUCAACUCGCCGAAGGUGAUACCGGAGGACUGGCUGGACACGUUGCCGUCGCAGCCUCCCAUCUCGCCCAUGGCCUCCAGCCCCGGGCUGACGGGCGGCGCCGGCCGGCUGACCUCGCUGGAGGAGUCUUGGGGCCACCUGCAGGCCUUCAAUCGUCAGCAGCGAGGCCGCAUCAGCAGCGUCCAGCUGGACACGGCGGACGUCAUGCACAUGUACAUGCCGACCAAGGACAGAUUUUCGGGCGCAAAACUGGCAACGCUACCGCAAGUGGACGAGCACUCAGAGGCCAGCGCUGAAGAGGAGGACUUCUUCAUCCCCGAGCUGCCGAAGGGGAAGAACCUGACCAUCAACAUCAAGAGCACGUGGGGAGACCGCCACUACGUGGGGCUUAACGGGAUCGAGAUGUUCUCCGCCUCUGGGGAGCCUAUCAAGGCGGAGAAGAUCAGCGCCGACCCGGCCGACAUCAACGUGCUGGACGAGUACAGCGGCGACCCGCGGGUGGUCGCCAAUCUGACGGACGGCGUGUACCGCACCAGGGAUGACAUGCACCUCUGGCUGGCGCCCUUCAGCCCCGGGGGCGAUCACCUAGUCCACAUCGGCUUCCCCCAGCCAUGCCAGCUGGCUAUGCUGCGCGUGUGGAACUACAACAAGUCCCGGUGCCACUCGUUCCGCGGCGCGCGGCACGUGGAGAUGGCGCUGGACGGGAAGCCGAUCUUCUGCGGCGAAAUCGCCCGCGCCAGCGGCGGCAUUCUCGGCGGCACGGAGGCGUUUGGAGACACGAUCCUGUUCACGACCGACGACGAGAUUCUGGACAACAUCUCGCAGUAUGACGAGUCGUUCAGCGGCUACUGCGCCGAUCCGACGGCCACCAUCCACGCCGAGCUGCCAGUGGAACGGCCGCAGACGGCGGACGUAGACGAGACGGGCGGACGGCCGUUCACCUGCGGCCACGCGCUGGGCGGCGAGGCGUCGGGCCGCGUUCCCCAGCUCUCGUCCGGCGAGAUCGUCAGCUUCGACUCGUCCGGCGCCGUGCCCCGCGGCCAGAUCGUCCAGCUGACCUUCACCUCGUCUUGGGGGGACCGGCAGCAGCUCGGUCUGACGGCACUGGAAAUAGUGCGGGAAAACCAGCAGGUGGUGCCUCUGAAGACCUCCUACCUGACGGCAUCGACAGCCACAGCGACACUGCCGAGACUGCUGGACGAGCAGCGCGUCAGCUGUGACCCGGAGCACAUGUGGCUGGUGCCCUGGAAGGAGGGUCAGUCGGUGACGCUGAUCCUCCGCCUGCCGGCCACCACCGCCAUCGCUGCGCUGCGGGUGUGGAACUACAACGCCUCGCAGGACGACGCCUACAAGGGGGCGCGCAACUGCAUCGUCUCGGUGGACAACAAGCGGGUUUCGCCGGCCGAGGGGUUCGUGCUGCGCCGGGCGCCCGGCACCACCCACUACGACUUCUGCCAGGAGGUCAGCCUGCGAAGGGGCGGUCCGGUCGCCGCCGCCCGCCGCCAUGAAAAGUCCGGCAACGGACGCACGCACGUGCGCAUCAGCGACAGCGUGUACCAGGACGAGUACGAGGCGCCGAUGAUGCCGCAGGGGUUCGUGUUCCAGUUCCACCUGCUGUCCACCUGGGGAGACCUCUACUACACCGAUCCCGCUCACUGGCAGGAGUGGACCGUGGCGGCGUACCCAGACAGCGUGAACGUGCUGGACAAUGUCUCCGGGGACGUGCGCACGCCUGAUAAGCUGGUGGACGGCGUCAACAACACCAUGGACGGCCGCCACAUGUGGCUGGCGCCCAUUCUGCCCGACAUGAUCAAUCGAGUCUAUGUGAUAUUCGACGAGAUCCAGACGGUUUCGAUGAUUAAGAUUGGGAACUACGCCAAGACUCCCACCAGAGGUGUCAAGGAGUUUGGGCUGCUGGUGGAUGACCUGCUGGUGUACAACGGCGUGCUGGGGCAGAUCGCGAGCACGGGCCGCCUCGCCGAUGAGUUCCGGGGAGAGUGA